AAAGUUUGCACUCGGAGGCGGAGCCUUGGGGGCGGAGAAUGGAACGUUGAGAGGGUCGCCUGGUAACGCGAACGUAAACCGACGGUGUGUGUCGUAAAGGGUCUGCGUUGGAACAGCGAGUAAAGAGCUCCAUUGUGCUUGAAGACCAGAGCGGACAAGAAGAGCCGAACAAGAACACCUCCUGAACCCGAAAGACACCGAUGAUACGCCGGCACACAUGGACGCCAAUGCGACACGCUAGUGCGGCUGUAUUUUGCGGGGCGGACGGCGUGCUCCCGGCGGAAGGAGCCGGAACAGGAAGAGUUAAGACUCGACAUCAGAACUGUUUAUUUGUGCGGCUAGCAGGCUAGCUGGCUACAUGCUCCGGAGCUGCUGUCGUGUCUUUGCUUGAUGGAAACCUCCAUCUGUGCGUCCUCCAGCAAGCUGCUCUUUUCUCGCCGUUCGUGGUCCUGACCGUCCAGACGCAACUUUGAAGGCUUGCGAGCUGACGGUGGGCCACCAACAGGAAGCUGGGUUGAACAUGACUCACCAGCCACUGCCACCAAGUCGUACCCAGCUCGUGGCUGUGGAGGCCCGGCCGACGCCCCUCGAGGGAGAGGCAUUGAGGUCAACUCGCUGACGAUCAUCUCAAUACCUCUCCUCCGCCGGAUCUUCGCAGACCAUCCCCCCUCCCCCGUCCUCUCCGCACCAUGCUGCGCUUCCUUCCGCUCAAGCUGGGCCGCCUGUACCGCUGUCUCAAGCUGCUGUUUGUGCUGGGAUUGUUUGUCAUCUUGCUGAUGAACACCCACAACCUGUUUGCCUCAUUCCAGAAGAACGAACUCACCGACCGACGCUUCAUCAACCUCAACAAGUGUCCCGCCUGCUUCGGCACCAGCUGGUGCCGCAAGUUCAUGAACGGUCAGGUGUCCUUUGAAACCUGGGGGCGCCUUCGCUUCCUCGACAUCUUCAACGUCAAGAAUGUUUACUUCGCUCAGUACGGGGAGCCCCGGGAGGGCACCCGGCGCAUCGUACUGAAACGGCUGGGCUCCAACCAGGAGCUGGCCGAGAUCGACCAGAAGAUCUGCAAGAGGGCCACGGGCAGGCCCCGCUGCGAUCUGAUCCAGGCCAUGUACAAGACCGAAUUCGCAAGGAUCAACGGCGAUGUUCGCCUCCUCACUCCAGAGGUGGUGGAGGGCUGGUCAGACCUGGUGCACUGCCCCUCUCAGAGGCUGCUGGACCGCGUGGUCCGACGCUACGCCGAGACCAAAGACUCUGGCAGUUUCCUGCUCAAGAACCUCAAGGACACGGAGAGAAUGCAGCUGCUCAUGACCUUGGCAUUCAACCCGGAACCGCUCGUCCUGCAGAGCUUUCCGUCAGACGAAGGCUGGCCGUUCGCCAAGUACCUGGGAGCGUGUGGGCGCGUGGUGGCUGUCAACUACGUGGGCGAGGAGCUGUGGAGCUACUACAACGCGCCCUGGGAGAAGAGAGUAGACCUGGCGCGGCAGCUGAUGGACAUCGCCGAGCAGCUGACCAACAACGACUUUGAGUUCGCGCUCUACUUGCUGGACGUCAGCUUCGACAACUUUGCGGUCGGCCCGCGCGACGGAAAGGUCAUCGUCGUGGACGCCGAGAACGUUCUGGUGGCAGACAAGCGACUGAUCAAGCAGAACAAGCCGGAGAACUACGACGUUUGGUACGAGAGCCGCUUUGAGGAGUGCGACCGGGAGGCCUGCCUGUCCUUCUCCAAGGACUCGCUGUGCUCCCGGGUCACCGUGGACCACAACUACUACGCCGUGUGCCAGAACCUCCUGUCCCGCUACGCCACGUGGCGGGGCACCACCGGGGGCCUCCUCCACGACCCCCCCGCCCACAUAGCCAAAGACGGACAGCUGGAGGCCCUGCUGGACGAGUGCACCAAACCCAAGAAGCGCUACGGCCGCUUCCAGGCCGCCAAGGAACUGCGCGAGUUCCUCACGCGGCUGUCGGCCGACUCCUCCCCCGCCAGGUAAUGGACGGGGUCGGCGUUGGCCCGAAGGAACUGCCGGGGUCCUCGUGCACGAUGUCAUUCGCGCUCCUCUGCACAGGAGCGGGAGGAACCUGCUAAGACCUUGCUGCUGCCCGACCAGUCAGCUGCGAAGAUUCUGUCGCGAAACGGGACAGGCAGCGGCCAUCUUUACAGGAAGGGGGCGGGCUCUGAUGGAUACUGACCCCUCACACGUCACCGUGGUUUCAUGAAGGCAUUGAGUUUAGCGCCCCUCUUUUUGGCUUUUGUUUUUCCUCUUCAGUUCAGGGUGCUUUGCGUGGAGGAGUUUUCACCUUUUAUUUCCCAUGUAGCACGGCGGCAGGGAAGGCAGGGGUGGCGCUCGUGCUCCUGGGGGACGGGGGCAGCUAACUGGGGUGCACGAUAUAAGGGAGUCCUCACAUGACACCCGUAAAUCCCAUAGCAUUACAAAUACCUCCCAUAAUCCAUCAUUUCACAUGGGUGAGGUGAGGUUACCUGUACUGUGCAGGUGAGCAAAUGAAGCGCUCCUUUUCUCUCCUGCCCGUCACGUGAAUGGCCAGUCAUGAGGGGGAAACCCAUGGAGCACACAAAAACCUUAUCAGCCUCCUGAGACCUCAGUGGCAGCACACCGGCCGCUCGGAGCGUGUGCCCCAAUACGGCGCACCUUGCUGGGCCACGGCAGGUGGCUCCUCCCCCUGUCCUCUGCCUCUCCUGGUAGCGACGUGCUAGUAGCCAUGUUUGUUUGGUUAGGACUCAUCAGCCGAUCCUCAUUUCUUCCUGUCCUCCGUAGCGCCAGGUGUGCAUGAACGCCACUUCUGUCUACGUUUGAAAAGAGUCGAUAGAAAACGCUCAUCAUGGGCAUCAGAUACGGGCACCCCCCCCCCAUCAAUCAGUGUUGUUGUGGCAAUCACCAUCUUCCUCCUUCCUCCUGGUGAGUGAACAGGAAGCAGGGAGAAGAAGGGCGGGCCCGCCGCGAUGACGCAGACGUAGCAAACGGGCUGAGGGGAACGUCAAGACGCUGCUGGAUGUCAUGACUUGACUAUCGCCGGAUCGAUCCCCCCCACCAUGAGAGAACAUUUUUGGCGUGGCCCCGUCCCGUGUAGCACGCUCGGCGCCUCCCGUGAGCCGGCGAGGCUUUGGAAAAGCAAUAGUUUGAAAAGGAGGAGGAGCUUGAACUCCGUUCCCCGUUUUGUCGUCAUCCGUUCCUCUUGGACCCCUCGAGGCGUUCCACGUGCGUGACCAACUGUCCACUUUUGUACUGUCCUUUCCUUUGGAGUGUCCUAUCAGCGUUGUCUGAUUCUUCCUGUGCCUUUCAUUCGAAAGUUGGAUUUGCAACUUUUUAGUGGGUUUAAUGAUUCCAAUAAAAGAAGAUCUAUAUCUAUAUAUAUAUCUAUAUAUAGACAAAUCUACACUUGUGUGUCUCAUGACUUGACUCAUGACUCUUCUUGUGGAGGAGGGCCCCCCCGAUGCUGAGAUGCUAGCUAGUGAGCUAACCAGUUAGCUUCAAAUGUAUUUCUUCUAAACCUACACAGCCUGAAACUAACCACUUCCACACAGAAUGUGAGGACAACUUAUUUUCACUGACUUGAGGACUUCAUGCGGUGUUAGGCUAAUGUCAGGUAAGCUAAUGUCUCAUUACUACCAUCUGGUGAGCACAAUACUACAUAGUAUGACUUGUACUUACAUGCAGUAUGUUAGUAGUAAUAACAGACCCCAUACUGCCACCACACAGCGACCAUGUACUCUUUCAUCCGUAGCUGAAAACCACGAUACGGCGAGGGAGCGAUACUCCAACCGCGGCACGGCCAGGAACACAGGUAUUUCUUUCCUUCAUAGCAACAUGGCUACUCUAAGCGAGAACAUUGGCGUUCCUUUUUACGCUCCACGUAAGAACAUCGGCCUCCGUGGUCCUCCUUCCCGCGCCUCCUGUUAUCCUCGCCAUCCUGGUGGUGCAGGAGGAGGAGGCCUGCGUCUUUAAGUCACACUGUUUGUUUUCCAGCCGAGGUCCAAAUGAUACUGAUCUGCAGCCUGGCUUCUCCCGGCAUGGAAGUCAUCCAGCAGGAAAUGACUUGGCUUAAAUGUGACUCCUUCCUUCCUUUCUUCCUUCCUUGCUUCCUUCCCUCCUUCCUUCCUUCCUUCCUUCCUUCCUUCCUUCCCUCCUUCCUGUAAUCGCUGCUCGUGGACACGCCCUCUGGUUUGUGGCGAGCUGAUGGCGUCACUGCGUGGUGAACGCCAUGUAACCCCCACCCCCCCACCCCGCUUCUGGAAGGCUCCUGGCAUGCAGACCCCCCCCCCCCCCCUCCCCCCAGCUUUAAAUAAACACUAGGCCAUUUCUAGACGCGGCCACGGGGGAUUUGAAACAUUAAGACUCCGGAGAGGAGAAAGCUCGGAAAAAACCCAAACGUCACGAGACCAAAAGUUUGCUGAGCUGUGGAACGCAAAUAGCUGCUCAAACCUCCUCCUUUGGUCUCCAAGCUGCAGGCUGCGGACCUGGGAUGGAACAGCUACGCUACGUACGCUUCAUGCCCUCGCACCGCAUGUUGGCUCUCCCUGGCACGCUGGCUUUAGCACCUCCUUUGGUUCUCCUCAUUGCUGUUACACUACACUAGCACCUCCUUUGGUUCUCCUCAUUAGAGUUACACUACACUAGCACCUCCUUUGGUUCUUCUCAUUGCUGUUACACUACACUAGCACCUCCUUUGGUUCUCCUCAUUGCUGUUACACUACACUAGCACCUCCUUUGGUUCUCCUCAUUGCUGUUACACUACACUAGCACCUCCUUUGGUUCUUCUCAUUCGUGUUACACUAUUGGUAUCUACUAGCACCUCCUUUGGUUCUUCUCAUUGCUGUUACACUACACUAGCACCUCCUUUGGUUCUCCUCAUUGCUGUUACACUACACUAGCACCUCCUUUGGUUCUCCUCAUUGCUGUUACACUACACUAACACCUCCUUUUGGUUCUCCUCAUUGCUGUUACACUACACUAACACCUCCUUUUGGUUCUUCUCAUUACUGUUACACUACACUAGCACCUCCUUUGGUUCUCCUCAUUACUGUUACACUAUUGGUAUCUACUAGCACCUCCUUUGGGUCUCCUCAUUCGUGUUACACUAUUGGUAUCUACUAGCACCUCCUUUGGGUCUCCUCAUUCGUGUUACCAAUAGUGUAUCUACUAGCACCUCCUUUGGGUCUCCUCAUUCGUGUUACACUAUUGGUAUCUACUAGCACCUCCUUUGGUUCUCCUCAUUCGUGUUACACUAUUGGUAUCUACUAGCACCUCCUUUGGGUCUCCUCAUUCGUGUUACACUAUUGGUAUCUACUAGCACCUCCUUUGGUUCUCCUCAUUGCUGUUACACUAUUGGUAUCUACUAGCACCUCCUUUGGGUCUCCUCAUUCGUGUUACACUAUUGGUAUCUACUAGCACCUCCUGAUUGUCAUGUGCUUCCAGCAUCCAUGAGGUGGAGGGACUCGAACAUGGAACCCAUGGAGCUUUGCUGCGAGAGCGGACUUGGGCGCGUGAGGCGUUGCUAUGGAAACGCCAUCACGGAUCCGCGCGUGACGACAGGCGUGCAGCAGGAUGGGGAGCGCUGAUGUCUCACUCGGGGGAGAGGGGGGGCGGGGCUUGGGGCGCCACGGCGGGAUGAAAAAUGGGCGACAAGAAGAAGCAAAGUUUCUUGGUGAGCUGUAAAGUCUAUUUCAUGCUCUGGCAGGCCUCGGGCCCACGGAGCCAUUUUUAGUCCUGCACUGACCUACAUUUGUUUUUUUAACACUCCAGGGGACGUUACGUUUGGACACUGUCGCUGCGUGUGCGUGUGCGUGUGCGUGUGCCCCCCAGGCUGUUGUUUUUGGGUGCUUUUCCGGGCUUGGCGGAGGCCCCGGAGACCCGAUCCAGGAACAGGCAGCCUUCCGCUAAGUCGUGACGAAUGCAGACAGGGGCGCUGCUAGCCGCCUUCCGGGCAGGCAGCGUGAUGAUGAUGAUGAUGAUGUCACGCGUGUCCGAGCCCCCUUCCGGUAAGCCAUGGAACACGCUACGCUACAAGUUCCAACUUUGAAGCUCCAACGGGCCUGACGGGCGCUGAGGAGUAAAGUGGAGUUCGACAUUUAAGAGUUAGAGUCCCAAAUAAGCUUCCGGAGCUUUUAUUUUGUGUGCUGUGCUUCCUGCCGGGUGUGGCAUGCAGCGGCUUGACCCGAGUGGAUCCGUGAGCGGCUGUUAGCGAUUGCAAUUAGUCAGCUUCACGAAGGUCGGUUAGCUUGUUCUCCUCAACUCCUGUUGGUUGGUUUGUCCUCCUUAGCUUUUUAUCCUCUCUCCCCAAAACACUUAUUGACUUAU
Molecule: messenger RNA, 6311 nt
Organism: Doryrhamphus excisus (bluestripe pipefish)
Lineage: Eukaryota; Metazoa; Chordata; Actinopteri; Syngnathiformes; Syngnathidae
Gene: dipk2ab
Product: divergent protein kinase domain 2Ab
Source: RefSeq, a predicted model, not a curated record